GUUAUCGAUAGAUAUUUGCCAGCUGUGCAAUAAUCGCGCUAGUGGCCGAAAUAACUUUAUUUUUACUAAUAUAUUAAUCGCAAAUAUGCUGCCCAAACUGAAAAUUUCCGCUUUUCUGCUGAAGCGCCUGGAGCGAACAAAGCAACAGUGCAGUGGUUGUUUAUAUGGAGUUUUUUAUGGAGAGGGCACCUUACUCCUUUUGAGUUUCAACAUUGAAUCCAGUUUAGGCCAGUUGAACUAUGAGCAGAUUCAGCAUAGGUUUCCUGCGGAACUGGAUCUUUGCGGAUUGGUCAAGUUCGGUGAUUGCACCGAUGGCCAGGCGCACCUUAAUGAGGUCAUCAAAUCGGUGGACAUCACUGACAAUCCCAUUCUACUGCAAUGCGAAUUGGGUACCUUGGUGGGCCUACGGGCGUCUUUCUUUGUUCACGGAAAGCUGGAGGAAGCUCCGUAUGAGGUAAUGGAGGCAGAUCAGUUGUACAACGACUUCUGCUUCACUCGGCUGCAGUGCGGGUUCUUCCUGCAAACUGCCGCCACUCCGGAAUCCGUGUCUCGGGAAAUGCAUGUGCUGCGCAAGCGAGUGGCCGAUGGCAAUCUGGUAUUCAACGUUCCCCAGACGAAAAUCUUCAUUAACAGUUGCGGUCCGUUAGACAAUCGGUUUACCAGUGAUUCUCAAAUUCAGGAUCUUAUCGAUGUUGUUCCCAGUCCAGGGAAUGAAAAGGAGGCUGCCGUUACCGACAAAAAGAAGAACAAAGGACCAAAUACGCCAGUCAAGAGAUUAGCACCCAGUGGCUGCGACUACGAGGUGAUUCCCAUCGAUGUUAUGCGCUCCCGCAGUCGGGAUCCCGUGGCAAGGGACUCACCGCCUCAUCCAGCUCUCAGCAUUGCUGUGACUACCGAGGAGCAAUCCCGGGUGCAAGUUCCAUUGGAGAUCGAAGCUAUGGCUAUUCUGUGUCGGAAGACCAAGUUAUUGCGGCUCUACGAUGUGCUCAUCGAGAGCAUCUGCCGGGCUCUUAGACUAUUCGAGUUGAGCCUGAUUGAGCAUCUCACAGAAUCGGAGAGUGGAAAGCUGCUGGUGCCCGCUAGUUAUCACUUUUAUCCCCAGGAGUUUGGUCACUUCGUGAGCUGCGCAUAUCUGGAGGAUCUGGGCGAUGAUGAGCCCAGUAUGCAGGAGAGACGCAAGCGACUUCAUCGCCAGUUUGCCUUGCCCGUCAGUCGCCCUUACUUCCGCAGAGCCAAUCAGAUACACUUCCUAGGUGAAACAGAAGAAGCGCCCUGGACUCCAUUGCUCAACACCCAUAUCGGAGUCCGUCCCAGUGGAGUAACCGACGGCAAAGAGUACUUAGUUAGCGGAAACUACCACUACUAUCAUUACCUGCAACAGCAGGUGCAAGACAAGGGAUGGGGCUGCGCCUACCGCUCGCUGCAGACGAUCUGCUCCUGGUUCGUCUUGCAGGGCUACACAAAUGCACCGAUACCGACGCAUUUGGAGGUGCAGGAAUAUCUGCACAAGAUCAAUGACAAGCCAGCUGCUUUCGUAGGAUCUUCCCAGUGGAUUGGUUCCACCGAGAUCAGUAUGUGCCUACAGGGAUUCCUUAACGUAGACUCCAAAAUUCUACACGUUGCUUCUGGAGCUGAAAUGGCUACAGUUGCUUCUGAGCUGGCCAUGCAUUUCCAGACGCAAGGUACACCGGUGAUGAUUGGAGGCGGUGUGCUGGCUCACACCAUUAUCGGCGUGGACUAUUGCGUGCAAACGGGUCAGGUUAAGUUCCUGAUCUUGGAUCCCCAUUACACGGGGGCCGAUGAUCUGGCCACCAUUCAAAUCAAAGGCUGGUGCGGCUGGAAAGGAAUGGAUUUUUGGGCCAAGGGUAGCUACUAUAAUCUCUGCAUGCCCCAGCGUCCAAUUUUGUAUUAGGUUCUGACAGAUCUUUUUCCAUUUGCAUUUAAGUAGGUUGGGGUGGAGUGACUGGUUUUUUAUAAUCAAUUUCUUAACUUUUUGGCCUUUUAGUAUAUUAUAAAUUUUGAUAAUUUUUUGGAAAAGAAAUAGCAUUCGAAAACAGGAAUAUCGUUAGGUGUCAUAAAGAAUUUUCGAACUCAAAACAAGAAGAUAUUGAUUGUGUAAAAUGUUUAAAUGUGCAAUAGCAUAUUAAUAUAUUUUUAAGAUUCGUAUUAAGUUUCUUGUAUAGUGUAAAAGUCAAACCAGACCUUAAACUUUUAUAUAGACUUUUGGCUCCUUAAGGGCUUCAAGUUUUUGUUUUGAAAAUUUACAAGUUAACCCACCCUAAAUUACAAUCUAAGGUCAAGCUUUAAUGUGUGUAAUUAUUUCUUUUAUAUCUGUGUACUUUAAUUUUAUUAUUUUUCUUGUACCUUAUAUGUCGAUGCUAUAUCUCCCCCUCACUUAUUAAACAAUAUAUUAUAUUAAUUAAA
This is a messenger RNA of Drosophila eugracilis, 2424 nucleotides long. RefSeq names its product probable Ufm1-specific protease 2 (gene Ufsp2). NCBI's taxonomy places the organism in Eukaryota, Metazoa, Arthropoda, Insecta, Diptera, Drosophilidae. The record is from RefSeq and is a predicted model, not a curated record. Bases 86 to 1912 code for a protein of 608 amino acids. The transcript is spliced from 2 exons.